Clunio marinus is the source of this 264-nucleotide messenger RNA. The record is from the annotation of a GenBank genome assembly. Lineage: Eukaryota; Metazoa; Arthropoda; Insecta; Diptera; Chironomidae.
AUGAGAUUAGUGAUGCUUCUUUUUUGUGAUCUUUGCGGUUUCGAAAUCUGGGUCAAUAAUGCGAGGACUUUAAGUGUUUUUAAGCACGAACAACAACAACGAAGGCAAUUGACGAUUAAAGAGAUGCCGACUAAAAGAUUUUCGUGUCAUAUGGAAUUGCGCAAGGAUUAUGCAAAAAAAGGAAUGUCAGCUUCACAAUGUGUUGUUAUGUUUUGGCACCGAUUUUGGUUCAACUUACAAAGGAAUUUGUUUACGUUUAAGUGA